CGCGUUGCGGAUGAUGGAUACUUUCUUAGUCUGUUGGGUGGCGGAGGUGGAAAGUGGCUGUCUGGGGGGAGGGAAUGAGCUCUUCCAUUGGGAUUCACUUAGCGGGCCCCUUUGCAGGCAACUCUCUUAGCCGCCUUUUUUGCCUGAGGCAGAGGGUCCUUGGGGACUGGCCACUGAGUCAGGGUUCCCAUGCUUCCCCCCUUCCUAUAUCUCAUGCUGCACCUGCCUUAUUCUGUGUGCUAACGGCUGGGGUGACUAAAGCUUCCACCAAACGCCCGAGACUGUUGUCUACUUUCAUUCAACAUUUCGCGUUAUUCAUUAUAUGGCAGGUCAAGUAGUAUCCUAACAGCCUACCAAUGGAAUCAGAAGCUAAAGAAGGAGAUGAAGAAAGUUUGCAAACUGCUUUCAAGAAGCUGAGAGUGGAUCCUGCUGGGUCUACACCUAUGAGCGAAGGUACCGGCCUGAGAGCUCCUGUCCGAGCAACCGUGGAUGGAGCCAGGCAUCAAACCGUCUGCUCAAGAGAGACCUGGCAUGGGUGCGCAAGGAAACCCUUGAGAGGAAUGACGAGGCCGCAGCGCCGCAGGCGUUCCAAAUCCCCCGUCCUGCAUCCCCCCAAGUUUACAUACUGCAGCAUGAAAGCAUCUUCCACCAGUAACCAGCUUAAACACAAAAACCAGGUGGAUGUUUCAAAGAGCAAACUCAGUCCAGACCCUGGCAUUACAGAAGAGCCAUAUUUGGGAGGAAAGAGGUGUCCUCUUUUUGACAGCAAUAACUGCAGAAGGCCCAGAGCAGAGCACUGGAGCACUUGUACGAGCGAGCAGCCUUCCGAGAAUUUGAGAAAGAGCUGCUCUGCAUUUUCUUUGGCCUUUGAGACCGGCCUGGAUCCCAGCCAUCCUUCAGAUUUCCAGGCGUUAUCCAAGCUGAGUUACGGGAAGCGGUGCUCUUGUCUGGACAAGGAAUGCCGGUGCAAACCGUGGCAGGCAAUAGAGGCGUAUUCGUUCUCUGGCUUGCGGAGCGUCCUGUCGGAAUGUGAAAAGGCCGUCCUGGAGGUGCGUUCGCAGUCGCUGCCAAACAGGUCACCCUCUGGCACGUGUUCAUCAGGCUCUGCCCGGUCGUGUUCUGAGCAAGCCCGCGUCUUUGUGGAUGAUGUGACUAUUGAAGAUCUUUCAGGGUACAUGGAGUAUUAUUUGUAUAUUCCCAAGAAAAUGUCUCACAUGGCAGAGAUGAUGUACACUUGACGUGAGAAUCACGGGUUGGCUGUUCAGUGGUGGUAGUGAGAUGUUCCCUCAGUGCCAUAGUUUGAAAUGUAUCCAUUAUUAUUGCUGCGUGUUUGAUCAAAUGUUUAUUUGCGCCAUACAGUGUAGUUUUUUAAAUAAAGUGAAAAAAGAGACAA
This is a messenger RNA of Sphaerodactylus townsendi, 1393 nucleotides long. RefSeq names its product oxidative stress-responsive serine-rich protein 1-like. Gene Ontology annotation, biological process: cellular response to hydrogen peroxide. Bases 357 to 1238 code for a protein of 293 amino acids. The transcript is spliced from 4 exons. The record is from RefSeq and is a predicted model, not a curated record. Lineage: Eukaryota; Metazoa; Chordata; Lepidosauria; Squamata; Sphaerodactylidae.